This is a messenger RNA of Saccharomyces cerevisiae S288C, 309 nucleotides long. RefSeq lists its product as uncharacterized. The transcript has a single exon. NCBI's taxonomy places the organism in Eukaryota, Fungi, Ascomycota, Saccharomycetes, Saccharomycetales, Saccharomycetaceae. Bases 1 to 309 code for a protein of 102 amino acids. Gene Ontology annotation, cellular component: membrane. The record is from RefSeq and is marked reviewed.
AUGAUAUUAUUGAAAUCUGAGCAUGGAGGAAAAAGAAAAGAGAUGCGACAAGAUGAUUUAAUGGGUCCAAAUCAUUUUAGCCUACGUAUCAUGUAUAAAAUAAUCAUAUACACCUACCCAGUAUCCUUAUAUGCAGUAAAAGAGCUCAACCUGAGCAAAACGUUUUCCAUCAGUGCACUUGGAAUUUUGAAUAGUAAUUCCAACCGGAGUCCAGCGAAGAAGCAAACCUUCUUUUCUGCUUGCGUUGCUAAGUCAUAUAGCUCUUUCUUUAUUUCUAUUUGUAUUCUCGAUCUAGCCUCUCAUCUUUAG